AUGAUGUUUCACAGUGAGAAACACUCCAGAGAACGAGUUUUUGCCCACACCAGUAGUAACACUGACUCAUUAUCAUCAACUUCUACCCAAACUUAUGCAUGGAGCCCAUCUGUUGUUAAACGAGGAUCUUCCUUUGCUUAUAAUGUUUCUUCAUCGUCCAGUGGCAACAUCAACAAUGAUCGCUUAAUUUGUACUGAGAAUACUUUUGCUAAAGAGCAAACAGUAGUUUGGUCAGCAGUAAACAGUGAGUUGAAAAAUCGUCAAAAAAUUGCCAAGGUCCGACCAACUCCACAAGUGCCUUUGUUAAAGAAAAGUUUAACUGCGGUGGCGAUUGGAAGUCCGUUACAAAAUAAAUUGCAUUCUUGUGGAAUGAUUAGUGGAAAUGGCAAUCUAGCGUUGUCAAAAGCCUUCCCUCAGCAAUCGUCAUCAUCUGAGAGUCCUAUUCAUUUACGACAACAUAAUUAUGAUGAUAUGCCUGUUUGCAGCGACAGUGCUUGCGAAAGUUUAACAUCUGAAUAUGCUCAUUUAUCGGAAUCCAUUGAUACGUCAAUUAAAGCAGAUUUAAUUGUGAAAACAGGCUCUUCAAGUCAAGACCAAAAUGGAAAAGAUGAUGAUGAUGUUAGUAUUGCUGGAACAGUCUUCAACGAACCGUGGGAUUCCAAUGUUUGGGAGAAUUUAUUGGAUUUGGCGCAUUAUGGGGAUGAGAAACCAUCCACUCUUACAAGGCACAGCGAUAUGAAUCAAAUAGGCGAAGUGAUUAUUGAAGAAGGUGACGAUGAAGUGAUUUGUUCGCUAGAAAUGAGUUAUAAUGGUGAAGAGGGAAAAAAUUUGCAGAAAUUACAGCCCAUUACUAAUGUGAAUAAUAGUCAAAACAACGGCGACUACGGUGUAGUGAUUCGAAGGUUUGAUAAUCAUCAUCUAAACAGUAACGCAGAGUCAGAUGGUCGACGUAAUGGUAUUAUAAAUAUUAAUGCGCAUUUGAAAAGCGAAGAUAGCUUAGAUAAGCAACAGCAACUUGAAACAAUCUGUAAAUCAGUUACUAGUGGUAGUGGAGAUCCGGAAGCAUCAAAUUCAAUGAUGAACAUAAGUAAUGUUGGAGAAAUGUCGGAUGGGACGACCACCAUGGAUAGCCAUAAAUCAACAAACACACAUUCAUUGCCGCGUAUCCUUCCACGAUAUUCAAAGCUUGAUGAUUCGUGGCUUGAAUCUUUAGAUGACAUUCCAACAAGCAUUCGCGCACUCUCACCCAUUAUCUCACCGCCACGGCUGAAAAAUAGUUUGAGCGCAGAUCCGGGUACAAAGAUUCAAGAAUACGUUGAAAGGCUAUCACAGGAGGAAAACACAGUGUUCGGUGCUACGUUACGCCGUUUUAUUGAAUGCACAUUUGAAGCAGAAGAAUGUGAUCCACAAGUGGUAAUCCGAAAUGUUCGACAGUUUUUAAAUGGUUUGAAAAAUUAUUUGGUAAAGCACGGAGAAGGUGAACUUCAUGAUCUAAUUGAAAAAGAACGCGCGCGGCUGAAUGCUAACGAAUUUUUGAAUAUUGAUGCAAUUUUGGAAGCUGUUUUGCACAAAAUCGUUCUUUGCAAGUUUUUUUUGGUAUAA
Acanthocheilonema viteae is the source of this 1602-nucleotide messenger RNA. The record is from the annotation of a GenBank genome assembly. Lineage: Eukaryota; Metazoa; Nematoda; Chromadorea; Rhabditida; Onchocercidae.